CAUCCCUUAUUCCACUUAUCCCACCUUCCAACCACCCCUUGGAACGAUGUUCCGCAACACAUACGAUUCCGACAACACCGUCUUCUCGCCACAAGGCCGUCUGCACCAAGUCGAGUAUGCGCUCGAGGCCGUAAAGCAGGGGUCUGCAGCCAUCGGGCUACGGUCCAAGACACAUUGUGUACUCUUGGCUUUGAAGCGCUCGACGGGCGAGCUUGCGUCGUAUCAGCAGAAGAUGUUCCGCAUUGACGAUCACGUCGGUAUUGCGAUCGCAGGGCUCACGUCCGAUGCGCGAGUAUUGAGUAACUUCAUGCGCCAACAAGCCAUGGCUUCAAGAAUGAUUUUCAACCGACCAGCACCCGUCAACCGCCUCGUAUCCGCCAUCGCAGACAAGGCACAGGUCAAUACGCAGGAAUACGGGCGCCGCCCAUACGGCGUCGGCUUCCUCGUCAUCGGACAGGACAGCACUGGUCCACACCUCUUCGAAUUUUCGCCUUCGGGCACGUCGUUCGAGUAUUAUGCCAUCUCGAUCGGCGCGCGUAGCCAGAGCGCAAAAACAUACCUCGAGAAGCACUACGAGUCCUUCGCAUCCUGCUCAUUGGACCAACUCAUCACGCACGGACUCAACGCCCUCCGCGAAACCCUUCAACAAGACAAAGAGCUCACUGCCCUUAACAGCUCUAUCGGCGUCGUGGGCCCGCCGAUGCCCACAGAGAAGGGCGUCUCGCCCGAAGGCCCGUUCCGCAUCCUCGACUCCGAAUUCGUGACCAGCUACAUCGCGUCGCAGUCGGCCACGCAAGGGGCGCUUGGUGCGGCACUCCAGCAGUUGGAGCAAGGGGCAGCGGCGCCGGCGGAGGGCGACGAGGACGUGGAGAUGGAGCUGUAGAUGUUGCGAUGGGAAAGGAAAUGUAGCUCAAUAGCAUCGAUGACGACGGAGAGGCGCUUCGUGUACGCUCCUGUCAGCAGUUCGUGGGUUUGUGUGUCAAUGCCAACAUCAAAAGACCAGAUUUUCGGAAUUCC
This is a messenger RNA of Heterobasidion irregulare TC 32-1, 1017 nucleotides long. Its product is annotated as threonine protease. The record is from RefSeq and is a predicted model, not a curated record. The coding region runs from base 47 to 883 and encodes 278 amino acids. Gene Ontology annotation, cellular component: nucleus; proteasome core complex; proteasome core complex, alpha-subunit complex. NCBI's taxonomy places the organism in Eukaryota, Fungi, Basidiomycota, Agaricomycetes, Russulales, Bondarzewiaceae. The transcript has 6 exons. Gene Ontology annotation, biological process: ubiquitin-dependent protein catabolic process.